AACAACGACCGGCGCGUCAGUCGGUGCCGAACCGUCGAGUCUGGAGCGUGUUAUCCUUGUUAUCAUUAAGGGUUCGUGUGUCUGUGCGACUUUAAGAGGGUCGAUCUCGCGGAGUGUGACCGAAGAUGAGCGGGAUGCUGUCGGUUUCGAGGAGUCUGCCCGGAGCGGCGAUCUUGAAGAAAUUGGGUCUACCACUCGUCAGCAGUCGCAAGUUGCACCACACGCCGGACGGUCGAGCGGCGAAGAUCUCUGAUGCGAUCUCCAAACAAUACCCGUUGGUGGACCACACGUACGACGCGGUGGUGGUGGGAGCUGGUGGUGCCGGUCUCCGAGCGGCCUACGGCCUCGUGGCCGAAGGUUUCAAAACCGCGGUGGUCACCAAGCUGUUCCCGACGAGGUCGCACACGGUCGCCGCUCAAGGCGGCAUCAACGCCGCUCUGGGCAACAUGGAGGACGACAACUGGCAAUGGCACAUGUACGAUACCGUCAAGGGCUCGGACUGGCUGGGCGACCAGGAUGCCAUUCAUUACAUGACCCGAGAAGCGCCGAAAGCAGUCAUCGAGCUGGAGAACUGCGGCAUGCCGUUUAGCCGGACCAACGACGGUAAGAUUUAUCAGCGCGCUUUCGGUGGUCAGUCGCUGAAGUUCGGCAAAGGUGGCCAAGCUCACAGAUGCUGCUGCGUGGCAGACAGGACCGGCCACUCUUUGUUGCACACGCUCUACGGACAGUCUCUGAGCUAUGACUGCAACUAUUUCGUGGAGUAUUUCGCCCUGGAUCUGCUGAUGGAAGACGGAGAGUGCCGAGGAGUGAUCGCGCUCUCUUUGGAGGACGGAACGCUUCAUCGCUUCCACACGAAGAACACGGUGCUCGCCACCGGCGGCUACGGACGCGCCUAUUUCUCCUGCACGUCCGCGCACACCUGUACCGGUGAUGGCACCGCCAUGGUCUCCAGAGCCAAUCUGCCCAAUCAGGAUUUAGAGUUUGUGCAGUUUCACCCUACAGGUAUUUACGGUGCCGGAUGUCUGAUCACGGAAGGAAGCCGCGGUGAAGGCGGCUACCUGGUAAACAGCGAAGGCGAGAGGUUCAUGGAGCGUUACGCACCGGUGGCGAAGGACCUGGCAUCGCGAGACGUGGUGUCGCGAUCCAUGACCAUGGAAAUUAGGGAGGGCAGAGGCGUCGGACCGGAGAAGGACCACAUCUACCUACAGCUGCACCAUCUGCCGCCUGAGCAACUGGCCGCUCGAUUGCCGGGGAUCUCGGAGACGGCGAUGAUCUUCGCGGGCGUCGACGUGACCCGGGAACCCAUCCCCGUUAUACCCACCGUCCAUUACAAUAUGGGUGGCGUACCAACGAACUACAAAGGCCAGGUAUUGACCAGGCAGAACAAUCAGGACAAAGUGGUGCCCGGAUUAUACGCGUGCGGCGAGGCAGCCUGCGCGUCCGUUCACGGCGCUAACCGGCUGGGCGCCAAUUCUUUGUUGGAUUUGGUUGUCUUCGGACGCGCUUGUGCUAAAACAAUUGCUCAAGAGAACAAGCCUGGCGAGGCGAUCGGGCCUCUGAGAUCUAACGCCGGCGAAGAGACGGUGGCCAAUUUAGAUUGCGUAAGAAACGCCAAGGGCUCCAUUUCCACGGCGGAUCUGCGGCUGACCAUGCAGAAGACCAUGCAAACGCACGCGGCGGUCUUCAGAAUGGCCGAGACUCUGCAAGAAGGUUGUAAAAAGAUGACCGAUCUUUACAAGAAGCUCGACGAGGUGAAGGUGGCAGACAGGUCUCUGAUAUGGAACUCCGAUCUGAUAGAGACGCUGGAACUGCAAAAUCUCAUGAUCAACGCGAUGCAAACGAUCGUAGGGGCGGAGCAGAGAAAAGAAAGCCGCGGCGCUCACGCCCGCGAAGAUUUCAAGCAGAGAAUCGACGAGUACGAUUUCAGCAAGCCGCUCGAGGGCCAGCAACCGAAACCGUUCGAUCAACAUUGGAGGAAGCACACGCUGUCGAAGAUCAAUCCGAGAACAGGAGAGGUGUCGCUCGACUACAGACCAGUGAUCGACGGUACGCUCGACCAGCAGGAAUGCGCGACGGUUCCACCAGCGAUUCGUUCCUAUUAGACUAAUUCCAAAUGGAUCGAUCCAUCACCCUAGAACUCAUUUCGCCGGCGAAUUUUGGUCACGCGAUUGUCCCGUGACGUAAGCCUAACGAUCACACUUAGACCGAUAUAACGCAACGGGCUCGUCGAUCGUCGGCGACGAUCUUCGUAUUGCCGCUACUUACUACUACACGGUAACGAACCUUUAAUUUAUUUUACAUAAAUACACACAUAUACAAAGAGAAACAAACAUACAUACACACACAUGAACUUCAUCGUGCACCAAAGUUAAUUCUUGUCAUCGCUUGCGCGCCAGUCGCGAGCAAGAUUAAUGGUCCUUGUAGGAUACCGAUGCCGAGGUUAUCUUCUCGUGGUCACCUCUCGGGGGAUGGUGAUUACGCGCAGUUCGCGUGAAGUAAUAGUCGAACCGUGGUAGGUGGCGCUCCGGAUAUGCGCGGGCAUGCGUUUUUCUAACGACACCGGUUGCAAUACGCAACGUAUUGUCGCGUGCAGCAAUACGCGUCGUCUCUCAGGGACCCUUAAGAGGAGGAUCCUGUCCCGUUUUACCGAAAAUUUCUUAGUAAUGCAGGCAAGGACUUUACCCGAAAAAAAGUUUUUUUCGUUUUGCGAAUAAAGUCAACCGUCUAUAUUAACGUAUAGAUUGAGCAAAAGAAUUUUCGUGCAGUCAGUAACGAAUAUAGUACCGACAAACUUACGGCAAAACAGACGACUCCAGGAUUCUCCAGGGUUAAGGGAUCACAUACAUUCGAGCGGCUCAAAAAAAUGCCUAAUGUUUUUCUGCUAACCACAUUACCGCCUUCCUGAAAAUGUCACCUUUUGAGAAAUGAUCUUUCAUACUUUUAUAUUACAAGAAAUUGAUAUACAAUUACUGCUUCCGUUAAGCUCACCGAUACUCAAAAUGGAAUUAUUGAUUUAGCAGGAGUUUUGCACGAGCUUCAUGUAAUAUAUAAAUAAAAGUAUCAAAAAGACAUCUUCACAAAGUCAAUAAUGUGGUCAAUAGAGAAAAUUUUGGAUUUUUAGCGCAAACAUUAGACUUUUUUUCGAGCCGCUCGUGCAACCCUUUAAGGAGUCCCAUAGCAGGGCCAGAGUUAACAGGAAAGUCAACCCUUCGUCUCCUGCACGUGUUUAAUCGAGGGAUUAUAAGAUUCUUUUCCUUUUAAUUUAUAUUUGUUUCUAUUUAUUCGCAUAUGAAACUGGUGUUUCAUAUUGCUCUUGCACGCGACGGUACGCUGUGCCGUUGUACUUUGAUACGAUUGUUGUUUAACGCUGAUACAUAGUACUGCAUCAUCGUGCAGGAGACACGUUUAUUUUUUGGAUGCUCCGGCAGAUUUUCUUGCGAAUCGGUUGACGCAGAAAAAUAUGUUUCUAUUUUAGUAUCGAGGGACGUUACGUCUGUGGAAACGAAGAUUUUUUAUCAGUCGGUCUUUUAUGUUUUCAAAGUGAAUCAUUGUAUUAUUUACGCGCAAACGCGAUUAUGAGCACACUCUCUCUGUAAGGUUGUGGAACAAUAUAUUAAUUUCGUUGCGGCCGAAUACUACUUAAAUACCUUACCGGACGACACAUGGAAACAGCAUUGAGCAAUCUUCUGUUCUUGAAUAUAUAUCUUUAUAUAUAUUUAUAUUAAAUGGACGUUUAUAUAAAAAGUUUGGAAAAAGAUUCAUAAUAUAUUAUUGUCUCACUUUACUUCGAUCAUUUCUAGGAAAUAAUUAUAUAUUUAUCUCGAAAAAUAUAAGAACGAUUUCUCGCUUGUGUGAUAUCUAUCAUAAUAAUUAAUUAUAAGACAUUAUUAUUCAUAUGACGUGUGAUUUUAAUUUCGCUUAUUAAAACUGUUUUUCCGUGUUGUCCCUGCAGCAUCCCACUGAUACUAUAUAUAAUUCGUACAAGUUGGACUUGAGUGAAACAUUAUAGAACACGGCACAGAAAUGCGAAAUACUGUAGUCUCGGUCUGUAAAAAUCGUGUGAGCGUGCUGUUUGGCACGGUGGAAAUGUACAUAAAUCGCGAAGAAUGUCAAUAAUAAAGCGUUGAUUACACCUUUUA
Dinoponera quadriceps is the source of this 4139-nucleotide messenger RNA. RefSeq names its product succinate dehydrogenase [ubiquinone] flavoprotein subunit, mitochondrial (gene SdhA). Gene Ontology annotation, molecular function: flavin adenine dinucleotide binding; succinate dehydrogenase (quinone) activity; electron transfer activity. The transcript has 9 exons. The record is from RefSeq and is a predicted model, not a curated record. NCBI's taxonomy places the organism in Eukaryota, Metazoa, Arthropoda, Insecta, Hymenoptera, Formicidae. Gene Ontology annotation, biological process: tricarboxylic acid cycle; mitochondrial electron transport, succinate to ubiquinone. Bases 126 to 2102 code for a protein of 658 amino acids.